AUGCCCGAGGGCUUGGGGGCGCCCGCCUUGCCCAGGGCAGCUGCGAGCGCCUCGGACGCGGGCUCGUCGGGGCCUGUGGCCUGCCCGCGGCCCCAGCUCGCGGCUCCAGGGUCCCUGCAAUCCGCGGAGGCCCCGCGGCCCCCAGGGUCUCGGGCUCCUCGCCCGGGCGCCGUCCGAGCCCCCUUCCCGCAGAAGCUGGCCGAGGCGCUCAGCAGCCAGUACGGGCUGAACGUGUUCGUGGCGGGGCUGCUGCUGCUGCUGGCCUGGGCCGUGCACGCGUCGGGCGUGGGCAAGAGCGACCUGCUGAGCCUCCUGAGCGCGCUCAUGCUGCUGCAGCUGGUCUGGAUGCUGUGGUACGUGCGCCGCAGCCGCGCGCACCGCCGCCUCAUCCGCCUCCAGGACACGCACGCCGGCGCGAGCUGGCUGCGCGGUAGCAUCACAUUGUUCGCUGUCAUCACCAUCAUCCUGGGAGGCCUUAAGGUUGGAUACUUUGUUGGAUUUUCAAAAUGUUUAUCAGCCGCUGAAGGAGUCUUCCCUGUCACACACACAGUGCACACUCUGCUGCAGGUAUUUUUCCUUUGGGGGCAUGCAAAGGAUAUUAUCCAGUCUUUCAAAACACUAGAAAGGUUUGGGGUGAUCCACUCAGUGUUCACCAACCUGCUUCUGUGGGCCAAUGGUGUCCUUAAUGAGUCGAAGCAUCAGCUCAAUGAGCACAAGGAACGACUCAUCACUCUGGGGUUUGGGAACAUAACGACAGCCUUAGACGACCACACCCCGCAGUGCAACUGCAGCCCCCUGCCUCUCUGCUCGGCCAUCUCCCACGGGAUCUACUACCUGAGCCCCUUCAACAUCGAGUAUCAGAUCCUGGCUUCCACGAUGCUCUAUGUCUUGUGGAAAAACAUAGGGCGCAAGGUUGACAACCAUCAGCACCAGAAAAUGCAGCUCACGUCCAGCGGGGUCGUGGUGGGCGCGGCCCUGGGCCUGACUGCGCUGGCCGCCACCAUCGGGGUGGUCGUGGUGUACCUGAUUCGGAUCGGGCGCUCCAAAACCAAGAGCGAGUCAGCACUCAUCAUGUUCUACCUGUAUGCCAUCGUCUUGCUGAUGCUCAUGGGGGCUGCAGGGCUGGUUGGAAUCCGGAUUUACAGGAUGGAUGAGAAAUCACUAGAUGAGUCCAAAAACCCGGCCCGCAAACUGGACUCCGACCUCUUGGUGGGCACUGCCUCGGGCUCCUGGCUCAUCUCCUGGGGCUCGAUCUUGGCCAUCCUCUGUGCCGAGGAUCGCCCGCCCUACACCUGGUACAGCCUGCCCUACUCCGUCCUGGUGAUUGUGGAGAAAUACGUCCAGAACCUCUUCAUCAUCGAGUCUGCCCACCGAGGGCCUGAGACGCUCUCCGAGGACAUCCGGACUCUUCGGGUGGUCACAGUCUGCAAUGGCAGCGCGUCUGGCCUGGCUUCUUCCUGCCUCGAGGCUGGAGGUGUGGCCCGAGACCAGCCUCCCCGGGGUGGACACUCGCCACGCGCAGCCAGUGGGGACGCGUGUCUGGGAGGGGGCUCUGGGGAGGAAGAAGAGGAGAGUGGCUCGGGAGGGCCCCCGAGCCCAGCCUGCUGUCUCCGCUCCUUACAGGGCACCGCCAAACGGAGAGUCUUGAGGAAUGUUGCAGCCUUUUUGUUCCUCUGCAAUAUUUCGCUUUGGAUACCUCCCGCCUUUGGCUGUCGCCCUGAGUAUGACAACGGAUUGGAGGAAAUUGUCUUUGGCUUUGAACCUUGGAUAAUUGUGGUCAACCUGGCCAUGCCUUUUUCUAUUUUCUACCGAAUGCAUGCAGCUGCCUCCCUCUUUGAGGUCUAUUGUAAGAUAUAA
Microcebus murinus (gray mouse lemur) is the source of this 1857-nucleotide messenger RNA. It is a transcript of the gene OTOP1, whose product is annotated as otopetrin 1. Gene Ontology annotation, biological process: inner ear morphogenesis; proton transmembrane transport. Lineage: Eukaryota; Metazoa; Chordata; Mammalia; Primates; Cheirogaleidae. Gene Ontology annotation, cellular component: membrane. Gene Ontology annotation, molecular function: proton channel activity. The record is from RefSeq and is a predicted model, not a curated record.